AUGGCUGCUGCAAGCCCCAAGCUGAGACUGUAUACCAACCACGGCUGCCCGUGGGCCCAUCGCGCUCAUAUUGCCCUUUCGGAGCUCAAGGUGCCGUUCGAUGAAGAAAUCAUUGAUCUUCAAGUCCCACGGACGGCCGAGUAUCUUCAAGUCAACCCGCGCGGAUUAGUGCCAUCUCUGCGUGUUGAUGACCAGAUCAUCACUGAGUCUGCUGUUGUGGCGGCAUUCUUGGCCGAUGCUUUCCCCUCACAUCUAGUGCCCGCGUCUACCGACGCCAAUGGUCCCCUGACACGGGCUCGGAUCGCGUUCUUCGUCGACACCUACAUGUCCAAGGUGAACGGGUCUCUGUACCCUUUGAUGAAGGCGACGACAGAAGAGGAGCGUUCAGCUAUCAUCCAGAAGACGGUGGAUGCUGUUGUGAAGGAGAUCGAACCACUGCUGGCCAAUGCCGGUCCUUUCUUUGGAGGUAGCAGCCAGCUUACUCUGGCUGAGGUUCUCACGGGUUCGUUUGUGAUUCGAUUAUGGAGCUGGCCCAAGUAUGGAUUAGUACCACAGAGCGUCAUCGAUCAACUCUCGGAGAAGGCGCCCAACUUCAGUCGCUGGGCUGAGGCGGUAUCAAAGCAUCCGAGUGUCAACGGCAUCUUUGACGCCGAGGGAACUGCUACAGGGACAAAGGCGAGACUAGCCAAGGCCUAA
Messenger RNA from Xylaria bambusicola, 696 nucleotides. RefSeq names its product glutathione S-transferase domain-containing protein. Lineage: Eukaryota; Fungi; Ascomycota; Sordariomycetes; Xylariales; Xylariaceae. The coding region runs from base 1 to 696 and encodes 231 amino acids. The transcript has 3 exons. Gene Ontology annotation, cellular component: cytoplasm. The record is from RefSeq and is a predicted model, not a curated record.